AUGGGACUUCACAGAGGAAUGAGCAUUAAGGAGCAAAACCAAGAGCUCCGUCCUGGUUAUGGAGAGGUUAAGACAGCCGAUCCAGCUAUCAAAGUUGUGCCACCGUGCCGCAUUCGGGCACAUCCGUCGUCGUCGUCGCAAAGUUCUGUGCCGUACGAGCCGACGCCACCGAACAGCAACAAUAGUGGUCAUAUGCUCGUCGAUCCCAUCCCAAGGCCCGAGCAAGUGGGUACGGUGAUCGGCCUUGCGCAAUCUUCGGAAGAUUCGCAUCUAAUCAAUAACUUUUCGCCUCCCUUAACAACUUCGAGUAGGUCGUCGGUCGCCCUGGAUGCGACACCGCCACUGUCGAGUGGGGGUGGAGCUGUAUUAGUUGUCAAACAAGAUCAUGCACUUAACGGACCUCCAUCUGCCAAUUUUAACGCCCUUGUGAACGCCGCCGUAGUUCAGGCUGCGGAAUUGACGAACCACAAUAGGUUAGGUGUAGCAACGGGCUACGUGGCGGACGUCAACGGUCAUCACGAAGAGAAAGUAGCCGUAGACUCGGCCAUAAUUCCAUCUGGUGCUCUUACUCCUGCAGCAGCGAAAGUAGCCGCAGUGAAACGAACCCGUGAGCCAAAGGCGGAGUACCCUGAAAAAGCGAAACGUCCCCGAGCUAACCAUCGGACGAAAAGCGAGAAAGCAUUACGCGAUCUUGUCGGUCCAAUCGUGUCGGAAACGGUCUCUGAUUUUCAUCGGGAAAGAAUCGCUGAUCGAACUGUGACCACCGAGAGCCGUCGCAUGGUUACAACCAACGCCACCCCGUCGACGUCACACGAUAUCCCCGUUGUUUCGCAACAGCCGAUUGUCACAGCUCAACCAGCCGCUUCCAAUCUGAUUGGCACUAGUCCACUGGCUGCUGCUCGACCUCAAGGCAACGUGGGACCUUCAAAUUCCACCCUGCCCUCGUCAAUGGAGCAACUGUUGGAGCGACAGUGGGAAGCAAGGAUCGCAGUUCCUCAUCUCACAAGCCCAAUUCGACGUGGCUCAGCUGCUGUCCUGUUUGCAUCAACUGAAAUCGGAGAAUAUUCGCCUGGAAGAACAAUUAGUGCAGUUGAAUCGGCGGCGAGAACAUCUGAUUGCACUUACGUCACGGUUAUCUUACCGACGAGUAUUGUCAGUCCACAUCAUUCCCCGAUAGUUGUGGCAUCGACGUCCGUGCCGCCACCAGGAGUGGAAGACUCGUUAACUCAGUUGCGGUCACUGGCCAGUGGAACUCCACGUCCGACCGGUCGACCGCCUAGUCAAGCUUCUGCCGUGCCAUCUACCUCCUCGUUCGGCGCUUCUCAGCAUGGUGGUCCAGGCUUCGUUCCUCACGUCCAAAACAGAACCACGACUGGCGUUUCAUCUGUUCCUGGGACACCUUCAACAGCGACUUUGACCACUGCGUCGACGUCACAACCGCAAAUGAUGACUGCCACUUCGUCUGCACCUGUGGUGUCUGCAGAGCUGACCGCUAACAUCAGUCCGGAACGGCUAGCCGCCUUAAAUCCGUUGAUAAAUGGCGGUUUUCUCGGCAGGAGUAAUCAAAUGCUUGGCACAGGGAAUGCAAUGGAUCCCCUGAUAACAUCAUUUUUGUUGUCGCAAGCGCAACAUAGUCAACAACAAUACUUGGCUGGCAAUUCAACGGCGAAUCUAUUGGCUCGUUUUAUGAUGCCGCCGAUAAGUGGAUCGAAUUCGGUACAAGGCGCCGGUGGUAUUGGAAAGUGA
Cooperia oncophora is the source of this 1746-nucleotide messenger RNA. The record is from the annotation of a GenBank genome assembly. Lineage: Eukaryota; Metazoa; Nematoda; Chromadorea; Rhabditida; Trichostrongylidae.